AUGACUAAAUGGGACGAGGUGAGCUCCAUACGCAACUAUAUGGUAAAGGCCUGUCUCAACGUCCUGCACAAUGAUGGGGUGCAACAGCUGAUGCAAUCGGGGGAGAGCUACGAUCUGAUGAUAAUGGAACCAACCCACACGGAUGCACUCUUUGGACUGGCGGCACAUUUUAAUGCCACGUUGAUUGGCCUGGCCACAAGUGGCGGGGAUUGGAAUCUAAAUGCAUUGGUGGGCUAUUUGGCCACAUCGUCAAUUGAGCCGAUAAUGUUGACUGGAUUUAGACGUGGUAUAAGUCUGAUCGAUCGCUUGUAUAACUGGAUGCUCAUUUCGGAGGAAUGGCUGAUGCAUAGACUAAUAUUUUUGCCAGGCCUGUUGGCAGUACAUGAGCAUUUCUUUGGUCAUCUUAGCCAGAGUUUCACGGAGAUACGUCACAGCUUUUCGCUGAUAUUGCUGAAUCAGCAUUUCAGCCUGUUCGAUGCGCGUCCCAAUGUGCCCAAUCUGAUCGAGAUUGGUGGCAUGCAUGUGCCCAAAGAGACGCCCAAAGUGAUGCCAGCAGAGUUGUCGCAGUUUAUCGAUGAGGCGCCACAUGGCGUCAUUUUAAUGUCAUUGGGCAUGGAAUUGCGAAGCUGCGAUUUGUCAGCCGACACUUUGGCAUUAAUAUUGGACACUUUUGCAAUAUUGCCACAGCGAAUUGUAUGGAAAUUCGAGGGAAAUCAGCCCAGAUUCAAUGUGAGUGGCAACAUCUAUAUGAGCGAAUGGUUGCCACAACAGGCCAUAUUGGCCCAUCCCAAUGUGCGACUGUUUAUCAGUCAUGGCGGCAUGCUGAGCAUCAUUGAGGCGGUUUACCAUGCCAAACCAGUGUUGGAAAUGCCCCUAUUCUUUGAUCAGUUCCGCAAUGCAGAGCGUAUGCAGUUGGAGGGCGCCGCUUUACACCUGGACAUUCUCACACUGAGCCGGCAGGACUUUGAGUCAGCUAUCCGACAGCUGCUGGAUCAGCCCCAAUAUCGUCAGAAUGCCCUGGCGUUAUCACAACGCUUUCGGGAUCAACCCAUGCAUCCGUUGGACACGGCCGUCUACUGGACCGAGUAUAUUCAGCGCUACAAGGGUGCUCCUCACAUGCGAAUCUCUCCCUCCAAUAUGAAAUUCGUUGAUUACUAUUGCCUGGACAAUCUUCUAUUGAUCACUGCUCGUCUGAGCUUUCUCGUUGUUCUCGUUUUUUACGCACUACACAAAUUGUGGCAGCUUCUUAAAAAAACACUAUCUAUAAUAUCAACACCAACACUAACUCCAUGA
Messenger RNA from Drosophila innubila, 1293 nucleotides. Its product is annotated as UDP-glucuronosyltransferase 2B20-like. Lineage: Eukaryota; Metazoa; Arthropoda; Insecta; Diptera; Drosophilidae. The record is from RefSeq and is a predicted model, not a curated record. The coding region runs from base 1 to 1293 and encodes 430 amino acids. The transcript has a single exon. Gene Ontology annotation, molecular function: UDP-glycosyltransferase activity.